Aspergillus fijiensis CBS 313.89 is the source of this 978-nucleotide messenger RNA. RefSeq lists its product as uncharacterized. NCBI's taxonomy places the organism in Eukaryota, Fungi, Ascomycota, Eurotiomycetes, Eurotiales, Aspergillaceae. The transcript is spliced from 4 exons. The coding region runs from base 60 to 731 and encodes 223 amino acids. The record is from RefSeq and is a predicted model, not a curated record.
AACUUCCAAACCCAUAUCACAACCCUGAACACAGAUCACACAAAAUCUCGCCCCGCACAAUGGACGCACGCAAGUCCAAGUGCAACGACGCCGAUAUCGCCAGCGAGAGCACAUGCUGGCAAGAAGCCUCCGCGAGGCUGCGCACGGAACACCCCCAGCUCCACGCCCAAUUCGAAGGGCCCUCCGGCGCCGAUCUGUCCGGCCAAAUCGCGCAGUCGAUCAUGGACAGCCAAAAUCGCACGGUCGAAAAAGAUCCCCCUGCCGCGGGGACGCAUCGCGCUGCACACGAGAAAGCCAGAGUGCGACGGCGGGCCAUGGACACGAUCCUCAGAGCUGUGACGGUGUUCAGGGAUGUGGGCAGCGCGGUCGCGAAUCUCGACCCGUCCCAUGUCGGGAUCGCGUGGGCGGGCGUGAAUUUGAUUUUGCAGCUCGUGUUGAGUGGCGCCGAGCAGAACGCUGCCGCGCUGCAGGGGCUCGCGCACAUCUCGCCCAUCAUCACGAGAUAUGCGAAAGUGGAGGAGAUAUACAUGGAGCAACGACGGAAGCACGAUGCGAUCACUUUCGAAAAAGACUUCAGGGCGCAGGUCGUCAAGCUCUACGUCGGGAUUUUGGUAUAUCAGGGGACGAUCAUCGCGCACAGCAAGCGGCACCGUAUUGGCGAGUUUGAUUUUCCCCACCGGCUUUUUACCCGUAUAUCGACAACGUCCCCCCGAUCUUGGAGUGGAGACUAGGCUUACAAAAUGUGAAUAUCCAGAACACAGGGUCCGGCACUGGGAGCUCAAGGACAUCUUGGACCAACAGGACCAGCAAAAGGAAAUGUUAUCUCGUCAAAUCGGCGAUAUACACGUGCAAAGUGAAGCACUAUUCAGCCAUGCUGAUUGGCGUGAGAAUACGGAAAUCCUUGAUUGGGUCUCAACUACCUUGCCCGGCGACGACCAUACCCGAAUCCUAGAGCAUGGGAAGCUGAACAGCGACUAC